GACCAAUUAAGGUCAUUGAACCACUUAGCAGCGAUUCACUGAAGUCAGAAAAAAGUUGAAUUAAGCUUGGAUUAUUUGUCGUCGUUUAUAUGAAUAUUCAUGAGUUAAAUGUUAUAUUUGCAACCUACGAAGAAAUACGACAGGCAGAAGGUACAAACAACUUCGGCCGAGAAGAAGGCCCGUAAGAAACAACAAAGUGAUAAAGCUGUGGAGGAUGAUUCUCGUUCUCAGUGCACACCUAAUGGGCAGAAGAAACUGCUUUCCCCCAAAAUGGACAGCCAUUUCCAUCCAAGUUUGGUUGAGCAGUCAUGGUAUUCCUGGUGGGAAUCAGCGCAUUACUUUGGGGCAGAUUCUACAUGCACAAAGCCACCAUUUGUUAUGGUUCUGUCCCCCCAAGAUGUGGAAGGAGACCUUAGCCAUGCAUAUACAGUGGCUAUACAAGAUGCCAUGAUACGUUGGCGUAGAAUGUCAGGCUACAAUGCUUUAUUGGUCCCUGGAGUGGGCCAUGCUGACAUGCCUACUGAGGUAUGCCAAUCGAAAGCUCGGUGUGAUAGAAAUAUGAACCUGCGCCGUCUUGGAGUCUCAGUUGAUUGGUCACGCGAGGUUCUUACAAUGGAUGAGAAAAGAUCAAAAGCCGUAACUGAAGCUUUUGUCAGCUUCCACAAGGCAGGCCUGAUACGUAGGGAUUGUCGCCUUGUGAAAAAUGAUUGCACACCUGAAACUACAAGUUCUGACACUAAGGGGUUGUACAAGGACAUGCUGAAGAAUGAAAUGAGUUUAGGCGUUCACUCAGGAACUAAUGAUGUAGUGGAACCUAUGCUAAAAUCACAGUGGUUUCUUAAUGGCAACACCAUGGCCAAGGCAGCACAUGACGCUCUAAAGUCUAAACAAGUCGAAAUUAUUCCCCAGCACUAUGAAGAGCACUGGCACAACAGAGAAAAUAUAAAUGAUUGGUGUGUUUCAAGGCAACUUCCAUGGGGACAUCGUGUACCUGCGUGGUACGUGACAUUAGAAGAUGACCAUGAUAGAAGUAUUGGUUAUUGUGAUAAUCGCUGGGUAGUUGCAAGAAGCGAGAAGGAUGCAAAUCUGGAGGCACAAAAAAAAUAUCCAGGAAAGAAAUUCCAACUUGAUCAAGACCCUGAUGUUCUAGACACAUGGUUUUUGUCUAGCCUCAUCCCCUUAAUGGUAUGUGGUUGGCCGGCUGAUAUGGCUGACUUCAGGGACUUGUACCCUACGUCUGUGUUGGUAACUGGAUACGAUACUCCCUCUCUUUGGGUAGAACGGACAGUGAUGAUGGGGAUGCAACUGGUUGGGAAUGUGCCCUUUCAGAAGGUUUAUUUACUUCCGAAUAUUGAUGCACAUGGCCAAGCAAAGUCGGAAUCGCUUGGCAGCAACAUCAGUCUUCUUGAGGUGAUGACAAAUGGCAUGUCGCUUGAAAAAAUUCAGAAACAUGUGGAAGAUGGCGACAUGAACCUAAAUGAAUUAAACAUUAGAAAAGAAAUGCUGGAGAAGGACUUACCUGAUGGUAUACCUGAAUGUGGUAUCGACGCGGUCUGCUUUGCACUGAUUUCAUGCAGUUCACAGGUUGAAAGGGUAAAUUUCGAUAUCAGAAGAGUGAUCAGAUUCAGAGAAGGUUGCAGUAAAUUGUGGAAAGCCUUCCGUUUUGCACUGGAGAAACUUGGGGACCAGUAUGUUCCACCUACAACGGUAGAUGUGUCUAUCUUACCGCCAAUUUGCAAAUGGAUUCUUUCAGUUCUAAACAAAACGAUAGUGAAGACUGUUACCUGUUUAGAAGUUCACAAGUUCUCUGAUGCCAGUUCUGCUGUAUACUCAUGGUGGCAACACCAAAUGCGCAUUGUAUUUAUAGAGUCAAUAAAAUGUUAUUUCGCUGAUAGAACUCAGAGCUUUGAAUGUGAAAGGGCUGCCAUUAGGGAUACCCUAUGGAUUUGCUUGGACAGUGGUUUGCGCUUGCUCCAUCCAUUCAUGCCUUAUAUUACAGAAGAGCUCUGGCAGCGUCUUCCACAGCCGAAAGGUUCUUCUAGGAAAGAUUCCAUCAUGAUUUCGGAAUAUCCAUCUCAUGUGAAGGAGUGGACAGAUGAUGAACUUGAAAAAGAUAUCAGCAUUGUCUUGGAUGUUGUGCAAAAAAUAAAGCUUCUGAAGUUACCAACAGAUACAAAUGAAAGACGAACUGCUUUUGCACUUUGCCAAGGGGAAGGGCCUGCUUACACCUUGCAAUGCCAUCAAUCUUUAAUUCUGUCCCUAUGUUCUGUAUCACAUUUUAAGAUUCUGAGAGAGAAUGAUCAAUCUCCAGUUCAGUGUGUAACUGCUGCUGUAAACGAAGAGAUCACUGUGUACGUUCAAAAUGCAGAUGCUCGGCACGAAAAGCUAGGAGAAAUGGAGUGUGUGCUUCAAUAUCGACAUGCCUACGAGGAGACACAUCCAGACAUUGAGCUAGAAAUUGCCUCUCCAUAUCCGCCAGAUGAUGGAUGUCUAAUUGAAAGAAUAUUCCUCACCUUCCUAAGAGGGUAUCUAGUGAACAAGCAAAAGUAUUAUGUGCUCAUAUCGGAAGCGUUAAAGAUGAUGAAUUCUGGUGAUAUGCCCAUUGUUUAUUCUCACGUGCUACAGUUUGACGCGAGACUUGCAUCCACAAUCAAGUUCUUUUUUGGCAGGGUGCAAAAAAACCUUAUUAAUGCGGCAACUAUCUUCCUGAAAGAGGAUGUUGACUACAAAUGUGAAAACCUGUCCAUCACCAUUUCCAACAUACCCAGGCCGUGCAGCUUAUUGUCACUCAAGGAUUUUUGGAAGUCAUCUGAGCAUAAACCAGCAGUAGAACGUGAUAUCUACAGUGCCGAAACUUGCUUAAGACUAACGACAACAACACCGUCUGGAAGGAUUCCCCUUCUAAAUCUUCUUAAGAAGAUUUGUAGCAACUUUGAGAGAGGAAAAAGCUGGAACGGUCAGUGGAACAUUGAGGAUGUCAUAGUUUAUGUCGUGACGUAUCAGGUGGAUAUACUGAAGCCUUUCUCUAGUAAAUGUAAUCAUAGUACCUUGGCAAAGGAUCUUAUGGUGGUUAUCAAGGAUAUUAUUCCAGAGUUCAGAUGUGGUGGGAAUUAUCCUUCCUUUUUCGGGAAGUUAAUCGGUACUUUACAGGAGUACCUUGCUGAUCCUUCUAUCAGUGGUAUUCGCUGGAAUGAGUUUAACUAUGUAUUAUUCACCCAUUUUGCAAUCAAAUCGCCUCUGGCAUGGUCUACAUUUUUGGAUGAUCUUCAUGAAGUAUUCCAGUCCUUGGGGGAUAGAGCAAGGGGGCUUUUGCAGCAUUUGUUGUCAAAAACAGAGCGUAUGAAAGACUGGAGGUUCGUUUUUGAGCCAUCGGAAGCGGUACAUCCUGUUCUGGCAAUAGUAUAUGAGCAUAAUCGGAAAAAGAAGGAGAAGAUCUCCAGAGAAAGGGAAGGUGCAAUUGAGGAUGAUCGAAAUACGAGUUUUGUAAAUGAGGAUGACAGUGAUGUGGGGCAGACCGAUCUACAAGCCUCGCAAGCCCUGGUUGAAGGAGUUCAAGCUGGUGAUGAAGAGAAAGAAAUUCUGUAUAAAGUGGUGGCUCAAACCCAUGAGGCAUGGCAGAUCCAUCUGCAAGAAGAGUUGCAAGCUCUUAUUCCAGGAGCGCAAACCAAUGAGGAUCUGGAUGAAACGGUGGUUCAAACUCUGGCCAUACGUGUUGUAGAAGUACUAGUGAAGGAAGCUCACGAUGCCGGUAUUAUCGAGGACAAAGAUGCUCAUGUAGAAGUACCGGUCCCAGCUGAACCCAAUGCUCCAGAAGUACCGGUCCCAGCUGAACCCAAUGCUCCAGAAGUACCGGCCCCAACUGAACCCAAAGGGGCUAAGGAAGCAAACAUUUUACAGGAAGACAGUCAUUCUUCAGAAGUACCGGUCCCAGCUGAACCGAAUGCUCCCAAGGGCGAUAAAAAAAUAUUUCCUUUCCCUGAAUCCCCUUUAGGGUUAUUGAUUUGUUCGAGGCAUACCAAGCAACACGGAUCCAUAGGAGCUAGAGAUAAAAAAGGAAGACAAUUAUUAAAAACGAUAUCAGAAGUUGUGUUGAUAAUCGGUCAUUAUUUGGAAGACUUGGCUGAAAUACCAAAAGCGUUGAUAUAUAACCUCGACCGAUUCAAGAAAGACGUGAUAGAUAAUCCCAACAUAAACGGGUUCAAUGCUGAUGACUUCGAAGAAUUCAUAUUGAUGUUUACGGAGAUUCUUGAGCAGUUAGAUACUCCUGAAGUUAGUAAAUAAAAGGUUUGCCUUCCUGGCGGGGUUAUUCCGUUUAGGUCUAACCAGGAGGGUGCAAAUCAUCGCCUCCAAUACGCUUCUCGCUCAUUGGAAAACAGGAGCUUUCGGCUGUAAGCCUUGGGCACAUGAUCAACGAGUACUCUGGUCCCAACAUAAGUGUUCAUGACCUAGAUCUUCACCACACCCUCAAGGAGUGAGGUUAUCCUAUUGACAACAUAUCAACUGCCCGGGGCAAUUACAAGCAGAUAAGAGGUGACUUCUACAACAUAUCAAGAACCCCAAGACACAAGCAUCCCAAGCCUUAUGUGAAAUACCUUACGACCAUCGGAUUGUCAUCACUGGAACACACCAAUCCAAAACAAUUUGGAGUACCACUUGGCUGAUCUGUAAAAAUCUCGUAAUUUACCUGCUCAUACAUACUCUUUCCUAUUACCAACGCACUCUUGUUGGAAUGUGGGCGCUUGCCCAUUUUUGUUGCCCGGAAGUCUUGGGUGAUUAUGAAGAGUCCAGCACAAGGUAUGAUUUGCCUAUCACGGAAGGAAAUGAUGAGACCGCUACCAGUUGUUUUGUGAAGGAUUUCCAAGAGGGCCUCAGAGCAUAAAUAUUUUUACGGCCACAGAAGUCGGUGGUCUUGGAAUUACACUCACUUAGGCACCUCGCGUGAUAAUAGUCCAGGCAACCAGAUCGUCGAUCGGGUUUAUUGAAUUGGACAAACCAAAGAUGUGAUUGUCUACCGCCUGGUGACAUGUGGGACCAUCAAAGAAAAUAUAUA
Triticum aestivum (bread wheat) is the source of this 5050-nucleotide messenger RNA. RefSeq names its product valine--tRNA ligase, mitochondrial 1. Gene Ontology annotation, molecular function: valine-tRNA ligase activity; ATP binding. Bases 109 to 4281 code for a protein of 1390 amino acids. Gene Ontology annotation, cellular component: cytosol. Gene Ontology annotation, biological process: valyl-tRNA aminoacylation. The transcript has 26 exons. The record is from RefSeq and is a predicted model, not a curated record. NCBI's taxonomy places the organism in Eukaryota, Viridiplantae, Streptophyta, Magnoliopsida, Poales, Poaceae.